Polyodon spathula (Mississippi paddlefish) is the source of this 6593-nucleotide messenger RNA. RefSeq names its product protein crumbs homolog 2-like. The record is from RefSeq and is a predicted model, not a curated record. Gene Ontology annotation, cellular component: plasma membrane; protein-containing complex. Bases 152 to 4321 code for a protein of 1389 amino acids. Gene Ontology annotation, biological process: heterophilic cell-cell adhesion; establishment or maintenance of epithelial cell apical/basal polarity. NCBI's taxonomy places the organism in Eukaryota, Metazoa, Chordata, Actinopteri, Acipenseriformes, Polyodontidae. Gene Ontology annotation, molecular function: calcium ion binding. The transcript has 13 exons.
UGCUCACAAAGUGACAAAACAUAGUGUGCCUGUAGCAUGCCUCCUACUGACUAGAGGGAAAGGACUCUCAAAGCAGCAUGCCUAACACACAGUCUGCUGGAAUAACUUCGGGUUUCUCACGGACCGUUUAGCACAGCCACUUCUAGUUGCCAUGGAGUUUGGGAGAAAGUAUUUCAGCUCUUACUGUAAAACAGUACUUAUUACCAUGAUGAUGUUCAAAUGGGAUAUAUUCUGUACUGAAACCCUGGACAUGUGUUUAUCAGCACCCUGUCAAAACAACGGAACAUGUGUGAACGAUUUAUUUGACUACAACUGUGUGUGCCCGACGGAGCCUCUGAAGUAUAGUGGCAGAAACUGUAAGGAGCUCUAUGACCCGUGUUCACAGCAGCCCUGCGCCAGCUACAGGAACUGUACCAGCACUCUUGGAACGGAAGAGUACCAUUGUAACUGCCCAACAGGCUUCACGGGCACCAACUGCACUAUUAAUAUCAACGAAUGUGAUAGAAACCCGUGCAUAGAGAACAAGACUGAGUGUGGGGACGACUGCCAGUCUAACAUAACCAAUUGUGCCGCUGAGCCCUGUCUUAAUAAUGGGAGCUGCAUCGACCGUCCUGAGGGCUACCUGUGUGAGUGCACCCCUGGGUUCAGUGGGGAGCGCUGUGAGGCCAAUAUCAAUGAAUGUCAGCCCAGCCCGUGCAGAAACGGAGCCAUCUGUAAGGACGGAGUGAAUGAGUACCACUGCUUCUGUGUGCCUGGCUUCCAGGGCUAUAACUGUGAGAUUGACAUCAAUGAGUGUGCCUCCUGGCCCUGCAAGAACAACGGGAGCUGCAUCAACGAGAAGGACCACUAUGUGUGCACGUGCCUCCUGGGGUUUACAGGAGUGAACUGCGAGGUGGAGAUAGACGAGUGUGAGUCCGGGCCAUGUCAGAACGGUGCUACCUGCAGUGACCACGUGGGCCUCUACACCUGCAUUUGUCCUGAGGGCUUCGAAGGGCUGGACUGCCAGAUGGACAUCGACGAGUGUGCCAGCCAGCCCUGCCACAAUGGAGCUGCCUGCCUGGACCUGGUCAAUGGGUACGUGUGUAACUGCAGUGACACCGGCUUCGUAGGAGAGAACUGUGAGAUUGAUAUCCCUGAGUGCGACUCCAAUCCGUGCUUCAAUAAUGCCAGCUGUGUGGAAGGAGUCAAGAACUACAGCUGCCUGUGCUGGAGCGGCUUUGAAGGGCACCACUGUGAGCUGGAUAUUGAUGAGUGUGAAGAGCAGCCCUGUCAGAACGGUGCUCUGUGCUACGAGCGCUCCAAACAGAUCUAUUACGGGGAGCUGGCGGAGUUCGAACAGGAGUUCAGCUACAGGACAGCAGCAGGAUACCUGUGUCACUGCCAGCCAGGCUUUACAGGGAAGAACUGCUCUGUGAACAUCGAUGAGUGUGCCUCCAUGCCUUGUCAGAACAGGGGGAGCUGUGAGGAUCUCAUUAACGGAUACCAGUGUCUGUGUGAACCUGGCUUUACAGGAGUGGGCUGCGAGACCAACAUUGACGAAUGUGAAAGCAGCCCCUGUGCGAAUGGGGGCCGGUGUGAAGACGGCAUCGACGACUAUACCUGCCUCUGCCCUGCAGCAGGACAAGACGCCACCCCCUGGGGAGGCAAAAACUGUGACACCCAGCUGGUGGGCUGCCAGGAGAACGACUGUCAAAACGGAGCGACCUGCCACCCUACCUACCAGAGCGGCACUCACAGCUACUCCUGCCAGUGCCCCCCGGGUUUCUAUGACGAACGCUGCAACACCUCAACCACAUUUUCCUUCACAUCCACAGGCUACAUUCUCAUAGAGGUUCCACUGAGAAACAGAACCAAGAGGGGCGUGGGUACCACCAGAGCCAGCAUCAGCCUCCGGUUCAGGACCACCUUACCUGAUAGGAUUAUAUUUUACAGGGGGGACUACUCGGACUACAUGUACCUGGAGAUUGUCGAGGGCCUCCUUCAUGCUAGGGCAGUGCUAGAGGGCUCUCGCAUCUAUGCAUCUCUGCCUGGAAAAGUAAACGAUGGCCAGUGGCAGGAAAUCAGUGUGACUUUGAAAGGUGGUUUAGUGCUGACCCAUACAAACUGUGAGAGAGGAGACUGCACAAAGACCCAGGAUGGCUCGGAACUGGUCCGUAAUAUUCCAGAGUCCUUCAAGAUGAUCUCUGUUGGUGGGGUCAAGUCUGAGUUCUUACUCAACAACACUGAAAGCAGGACGAAUUUCAUUGGCUGCAUAGAAGACCUACGGAUUGAUUCCCAACCUGUGCUUCCUCAGAGGAUUUCUGAGACCAUGGCAGAGGGCUUGCAGCUGGGCUGCAGCAAGCCGGAGUGGUGCGAACCCAACCCGUGCUCAGAUCAGGGCAGCUGUGUGGAUCUGUGGACCGGCUCCAGAUGCCACUGCUACCGUCCCUUUCACGGUCCCAAUUGUUCUAACGAGUAUACACCAGCAACCUUCAGCCAGGAAGACAGCACUAGUUCCACCUCCUUUAACAUCAGCAGCAGUCACGGCUCCAACUUCACAGUUUCCUUUUUCCUGCGCACGCUGAAGCAAGAGGGCUUGAUAUUUCAGCUGAGAAAUGACACAGGCCCGUACUUCACCCUUUAUCUGAAGAUGGGCAGGAUCAACGUGCAGAUCCUGUCGGGCCCUCCUGCAGUGGCACCCAUGUACUGUGCCAAUGGAGAGAAGCAGCUCCUCACCGUGCAAUCCAAUGAUGGCAACGUCACGGUUGGACAGUAUCACCUGGAUUAUAAACUGACCCGGCUGCCUUCCAUCUCAGUCAAGGCUGGGGAUGUAGCCCAUGUUGGAGGCCUCUCUGUGGAAGAGGAUGCAUCCGCCUGGGGAGGGUAUUUCAAGGGCUGUUUGCAGGACCUGCGGCUCGACAACUCGCUCCUGGAGUUCUUCCCUCUGGAGAACGGUAACUCCAGCGCAACAGAAGACAUGUAUGGAUUCAGGGAGACUGUUAAUGUCAUGCAGGGUUGCCACAGCGAUGACACCUGCCGGUCUGGACCCUGUGAGAAUGGAGGCUCGUGUCAAGUGACCUGGAAUGACUUUGUCUGCUCGUGUCUUGCGAACUUCACCGGCAGGACGUGUGAAAGGAGAGUGUGGUGCAGCAGCAGCCCCUGUCCACACCUCAGCCAGUGUGUGGAUGUGCCUGGGGGCUAUGAGUGCAGAGCAAAUGCUACGUUUCAGGAAAACAACACUAUUGAAUUUGCUGCCAACAAGUCUCUCAACUUGCCAGUAACAAGCAUUUCCCUGGACGUGAGGACCAGAGAUGGGAAUGCGGUUCUUCUGCGAGCCACCAACCGAGUGGAGCUUUUCUGCAUUGGACUCCACAACUCCACACUGCUGGUCAAGCUGAGGACAGAGAACAGCGUGGAAAUAGUCACCAUACAGAGUGACUUCCCCAUCACAGACGGCCUGUGGCACAAAAUCAUGGUUAGUAUGACAGAACCGAAGCAGGGCUCGUCGAGGUGGGUGAUCACUGUGGACGGGAAUCAAAACGGGACCAGCCUGGGCGUGGCUGGCAACCUCAACUUCCUCAACGAAUCCACUGUGAUGCUGGCUGAGAAUUACACAGGCUGCCUCGGGACUGUGAGAGUGGGUGGAGUGUAUCUCCCUUUCACCGAAGACCACACAGUACCACAGCGGGAGCAGUUUAUCAAACGCAGCGGGCAAGAGAUUCAGAUCGGGUGCAGAGGAAACCCGGUCUGCACUCCAAACCCCUGUUACCACGAGGGAAAGUGUGAGGAUCUGUUUAACUUCUUUGAGUGCAGUUGCCCCCACGGCUGGGGUGGGCUAUAUUGCCAGUCUAAUAUUGACGACUGCCAGUCCAGUCCCUGUCUCCAUGGCAAUUGUACUGACUUGCUGGCUGGCUACAAGUGCGACUGUUACCCAGGCUACACUGGGGGGAACUGUGAAACAAACCUUGAUGACUGUGCUGAAAACCUGUGUCAGAAUGGAGGGAUGUGCUCUGAUGGUAUCGACACUUUCAGCUGUGCCUGCCCUCCUCAGUUCGCAGGUCCUCUAUGCCAGUGGCCCUCCCCGCCAUUGCAGUGUGGGAAGGAGUUCUGGUGUCAGAACGAUGGAUACUGUGAAGAUGGGAUCUGGGGAGCUAACUGUACCUGCAGGACUGGCUUCACUGGAGAGAGCUGUGAAACUGAUAUAAACGAGUGCACCCCCAACCCCUGUCUGAACGGUGGCACGUGCCAGGACCUGGUAAACGGUUAUGAGUGUAGCUGUGGUGCCAGCUAUGCGGGACAGCGCUGCGAGGCUGAUAAUUUUCCAACAGCGGAAGCAUCAUGAAGUGAGAUAAAGCACAGUGAAAGCAUGUAUUAAUUAUAGUUUAAAAAAAAAAAAUUGUGUUCCCAACUAUCUGACUCUCGAUUUCACAGUAUUCUUAAUGUUUUGACAAAUAGUACACUAAUUACAAGUGAUUGACCUGCAGGGUCCUCCCUGAAGUAGUUGUUCAUCAUCAUAAAUACUAACCUUUAAUAUUUUCUUUGUAUUUUUAAAUAAAAAAAACACAGUCAGAAAAAAACAAUAAAGGAAUGUCCGCUUUGGUCUGAAUAAAAGUUUACAAGAUGUGUAAGAUGCGAUGUCCAGCUCUGCUGUCAGGCAUACUGUCACUCCAAACAACAGAAACCCCAACGAGCAACAGAGCCCCCUGCUGCUUCAUUAACUGCUACCACUUAAUUCCAAAUUAACCAACUGGAAACAGCGAUAUUUAAAAGAAAUAGACACACCAAACUACAUUUUUUAAUCAACAAUUAAUGAACUAAUGAAUGUGCAUACCAUUAUAACAUUGGGAGUAGAGUGGGACUGUGUGUGAAACCAUGCCAUCUUUUUAACAGGCGUACUAAAGAAGAGUGUGUUUCCGCAUGUUUAGCUCUCUCGCCUUCAGAGUGAUUCAGACUCACUGAAUCCCUGCACACACGCCUAUCUCUUGACAGCUCUCAUUCUCUCAGUUCCCUCAUCUUGUAUCCUCCUGUGAUGGGUUCAUUCCUUAUCCUGUCACUCUGUUAGAAAGGGAACCCCUCUUUUUCUUUCUGUUUCUAAUGAAUCUGAUUUGGGGUCAGCUCUGAAGCCUACCACCCGCUACCAGCCCACAGUGCACAGCGAGUCAGCUGCCUGAGUGGAAGCAGGUCACAUGCAGCCCGCAGUCGUGCGGGAAGCGAGUUGAGCAGCAGGGUGAGAGAGAGACAAGAAGAAAUGAAAAGCAGACAACUGCUAAAAAGGGUAAGAAUGUGUUUCCUCGCUUUCUUUCUUAAAAACAAGUGAUUUUGACAUUAGACCCUAACUUAUCAGCACUUACUGUUCAGAAUAGUUUCUUGUUUUUGUCUCUGAAAAUUAGAUUUUGCCUCAAAAUAAGACAUACAGACGUGGUACUCUUACCCUAUAGACUGGGUAGUGUCCUACAAACCUCAGAGAUGGACCACAGUAUAUGUACCCUUAUAAAAGUUUCCCAAUGUAAAAGCAAAAUGUAGUAAAGUGAAAGCACUGUAAAGCAUAGUAAAGCCCUGAGAGGUAUAGCAGAGCAUACUAAAAAGAUGGCAAUGCAGGGUGUAUGCAGUAACACUAUGGAGAAAAUGACUGUGCUCAACUUUUUAUUAAGGAUAGCUGCUAAAAUACUGUGCAUGUUGUUUUGCUGUGUUAGUAUACAGCAGACAUAGGGUUAACCCCAUAGAAUGUGAACAAUGCUGUGAGGGACGUAGGCACUGAUUGGACAGGUUGGCACAGCUGGUAGAGAAAGGCACUUGAUCACCAGUAAGCUCUGAUUGAGAAUUUCAUCACAGCUGCAUAAGCAACACUCUGGGUUUAUGUAGAGACUAGGGCCAGAGAAAGUUAGAAAACAAGAAAAACAGGAGAAGAAAAGGAAAUGCAGAUUGCUGCUGUCCGUCUCGGCCCCAUCAUCUCCACAUGUCUGCACAGACUCCUACCUACAUAAUCCCCUGGCUAAGCUACAACGGUCGCUCUCUCUCUAAUGUUUGGCUGAACAUGCCCUUGGUUGGUGAUAAUAUGUGACAGCCCUGACAGCCGAGGCUGUUCCUUGUUAAGCAUCAUGUCAAAAACACAGCGCUGCAGAACCAGGACGCGCUUCCUGGCACGGUGCAUGGUUAUGAUAGCGCAGGCUUGCGUUUUAAUGAGGAAGAUCUAUGUCUUCAAUGCUUUCUUAAGUGUCACAAAUAACGGACAAAUCAGCAACACAUCACAGUGGCCAAAAAUGAAAUGUUGACAAAUGCAGAUAUUUCAAAUUUAAUUGACACUUAAAUGUACUGGGGAUGAAAAUUGCCCUGCAAAGCACUCUGGGACGACACAUACUGUAGCUUCUUUGUGAGGCUGAAAAAGCACCACCUGCACAUGAGCUAAAUAUGAAACGUUAAUUUUGUGCAGAUUUUUUACUUUGUUGAUUGAGUGUUAAUGGGAUGGUAUGAAUGCAAAGACUGGCAUGUCAUAUUUAAAGAUGUGUCUAUUAUCUUUUGAUUUCUGAGGUACACACGAAAACAUAUCGUACAGUGCCGAAAAAAAUGUUUGUGAACCCCUUAGGAUUUUCACAUAUUUCAAACCUAAAAUGUUA